CGGUAUCGAGGUGUAUAUGGCGAUGUAUACAUUCGUUGUGACUUUUCCACUUAUUCCAUGCGCGCAUCACCUGGACGCAGCGGGCGGCUGGAUAUCUGUGUCCAGAUGCCGCUGCGUCCAGGACGGCCGCACUCUUCAAACAACGGCAUAAAUCGACCGAUGCAUCGACAACAUUUUCCCCUUGCACAGUCCCACACGUUUCCCAUCCAUCCUUUGCCCCCUCCCCCAAAACUCUGCAACAUUUCGGAACCUCCCGGACCAAACACUCGUCCUAAGUUCCUAACCACGGUAGCUGAACAAACGAGUGCUACUACGCUUGCAGAUCACACCGCGGAAGCCUAUCUACUCGGAACAAACUCCACAGUCCACACCCACCUCGCGCAUCAUCAGCGGCAUAAAUACCUCUCCGAAGCUUGGGAUCGUGUGUAGAGUGCGCACGCACAGGGUGAUAGCUAGCCACGCCGCGGAAAUGGGAAGGCCGGAGCACGACGGGGCUGCGUCGCCGUUCGGGUUCGGCACGUCCCCGCCUCUCUCCGGCGCGUCGUCCCCAUCGCCGCUGCUGCCGGCACCCAACCACGGCACGACGAGGUUCGGAGGAAGGAGGAGGAACGCCGUCGUCAGGCUGAUCUGCUCGCCCUUCGCCGCCGUCUUCGGGACCGCGUGCUCCGCCGGUGCAGCUGCACACGACGUCGACCGGGCGACGAGAAGGCCGAGCCUCGAGGAGCUUCUCAGGAUGGAAGCGUCGUCGUCGGAUCUCCUCGACGUCAAGCAACCCAAGGAGCCUGCCGAGAUGGUCGACACGUACGACGACGACGACGACGAAGACUCCUGGAAGCAGAGCGCCAUCGUGGUGUUCGAUCUAGGCAAGGACGGCGACAAGAGCCGCCCGAUCAUCGAUGACGAGAAGAUCGACGCGCCACUGGCCGUCUCAGAAGAUCCGCACGGCGCCAUUACCUGCCCCGGCGACGAGAAGGAGCCCGAGGAGGAGCUCGACGCCGGCGGUGGCGGCGGCGCCAUGCUGUCCCCGAAGGCGCUGGUGAACGUGGAGAGGCUGGUGGUCGUCCUGGCGUCGCUGGGGGCGCGCUCCAGGGCCCUGAAGGGCUCGUACGGCAGGCUGGCAGCCGGUCGCCGUGUCGAUGAUGGCAAGGCGGAGCUGUUCUACGACCGGCCGAUCCCGCUGGGGCGGAGGUGCCGGGUGCAGCACCUGGAGGAGUCCCCUUACCUGUGAAUGUGACUGCUUCGUUGAGGUGGCAGCGGUGGUGCUUUCGCUGUCGAGUUGUGUGUAUGUGGAAGUGGAAUUGUGGAUGACCUACUUAAACAAACUUGGGUUGGAAAGGAGAAAGAUGAUGAUGUUCACUGUCAGGUACGUUGAGGCCGGGAAAUGCUACACUUACGGACUGUUUUGGCACCGAAGGAGUUACGGACUGAAGUGUAAAUCUAUGAUUGGUUAGUGAUGGAGCCCACAACAAAA
Molecule: messenger RNA, 1471 nt
Organism: Triticum aestivum (bread wheat)
Lineage: Eukaryota; Viridiplantae; Streptophyta; Magnoliopsida; Poales; Poaceae
Exons: 1
Coding region: 470-1228 (252 amino acids)
Source: RefSeq, a predicted model, not a curated record